AUAACGGAUUCAUGUCGGCAUCGUGAUCAUAUUCUGAUCGCGCGUACAAAUUUUUUUUUUUUUGGGUAAUAAAUAAAAAAAAAAGCAAAAAACUGUGUGUGUCCUGAAGGCUGAACUGUCCUCAACACCACCAGGAAAUAAUAAAAAAAAAAAAGGAAGCAGUCUGUUUGUGUAGUGAAGCAUCGUUUGACUUUUGGCACUUUUGGCAUUGUUUUGUUGAGUCAAGAUAAAAGAAAAAAAAAAAAAGAAAAAUACUUGAUAUCAAACAACUUUGUCUGGGGGUUAGGAGUGAUUGAAUUAAAUUUUUUUUUGUAGUAAGUAUAUUGAGUAUAUAUUUAAUAAAUUAAUAAUGGAGCAUGUUGGUGAUGGUGAUGGUGGUGGUGAUCGUCGUGGUUCAUCUGGACGUGGACGUGGACGCGUUGGUUGGCCAAAUGAUCAACAUCAACAAUUGCGACGCCCUCUCAAUACCUCUGUCAAUCAACAAACUGCAGCUGUUAACGAAAUGAACGAAAUGUUUAGUGGUGUUGCAAUGAAUGAUGGUGCCAAAAAAUUUGAGCUAUCAGCAGAAGCUGCUGAAUUUGUACCAAGAAGUUUUGUACCUUCUCAAGGAGUUCAACAACAACAAAAACAAAGUUGGCAGAGAAGUUCUGUCCAGGAACGUUUAAAUGUUUCAAGAAAUCAAGGACAGCAACAUUAUGGUAAUCAUCAACAACAACAACAAUAUCCAUAUCAUGUUCAACAACAGAUGCAGUAUCAUCAUUAUGGAGAUUCUGAUAAUGCAUCACAAUCAUAUCAACGCUAUGAGGGUGGCUAUGAUAAAAAUCAGGGAAAUCGUAAUUCUCAAAAUAAUCGUGGUGAAAUGGAUUUACCAAAUCUUAUGGCACAAUUAACAACAGCAAUGAAUACAUUAACAAGAAAUCCAGAUCAAUUUGAGAAUUUAGUUGUGCCACUUGUUUGUAACAUAGCACCACAUUUAAAAGUACAAGCAAGUACUAUUGAAAUAAUUGAUGCAAUCAUGCAAAAAUGUAUUCUUGAUUCAAAUUUCCGAUACAGUGGUGCACGUUUAUGCUGUCAUUUGGAUGCAGCUGAUCAAUCUGAUAAUCAUUCAACAUUCAGAACUGCAUUAUUUGAACGUUGUAAAGAAGAACAAGAAAUUCAAAAAAAAGUAUGGCCAAGUUUAACUGAACAUACACCAGAUGAUGAAAAAAAAUGUCAUGGUUUAAUAAUGACACUUGCUGAAUUGGUUGCUCAAAUGGAUUCAACUGGAUCUGGCUCAGCAUUGGGAAAAUUAUUGUUAGAAUUAAUAUCAAUAACUUUAAAAAAUCCAGGACCAAAUUCAGCUAAACUUAUUUGUCAAUCGCUCAAGUUGGCUGGACAAUUUUUGGAACGUGACAGUACAACAAAUCGUCAAGAAAUUGAAAGAGUUAUGCAUGAAUUAACUGAAUUGGUAACAAAUGGACGUGUUGAUGUUCAUGUUGGUAGAAUGGUAAACAGUGUAUGUGAAUUACGUACAUCAAAUUGGGGAAGAAUUGUAUCAUCACAUGGUCCAACACCAGUUGAUAUUAAUCAAACAAAUACACAAAAUCAAGAUAAUCAAAAUAAUCAACAAUUUGAUGAACCAGUUUUCUAUGGACCAGAUGGAAUGGUAUUAUCAGCUGAAGAACGUCGUUUUUGUCAAGAUUUAGCAAAUAUGGAUGGUGAUGAUGGAGUUGUAUAUGGUGAUAUGAUGGCUGGACAACUUGAUGAAGAUGAAGAGGAUGACAUGAUUGCUGCUGCUUAUGAGGAAUUUUUAAAAAUGCCACCAAAUAAUAAAGCAGCGUAAAUAUGACUUAAUAAUAGUCUUCAAAUUAAUAAACAAAAAAUAAUAAGAAAUAAAGGAAAUCAAUUAAUGGAAAAUUCAGUAAAACAACGUAAAUCAUUGAUACAUUUUUUAUGAGUUGUGGCUUCUAAUACGCCAAGCAUUUAAUUAAAAAAAAAAUAUACAAUAUAUAUAUUUUUUUUUUUCGUUUUAAAAUACAUUUCUCCAGUUAUAAAUUUAAAUUAUUAAUACAAUAUAAAUCAUUAUUCAAUGGAGAUGCUAAAAAUUAUAUUAAACAAAUCAAUUGAUUUAAUGUCACGUGUUAAACGACACUCUUCCACAUUAAAUAAAAUAAUUUUUAAAACCACAGCCACAAAUGAAUGCUUUAUCUUUGAUAUUUUAUAAUCAAAGAUUAAUUUGUGCAAAAAAAAAAAAAAUAAUAUACAAUAGGAUAAGUUUUUUUUUUUAUAUUAUUAUAAUUAUUAUUAUGAAAAAUGAAAAAUAUUUCUACAUGGUUACUUUUGCACCUAGUCGA
This is a messenger RNA of Aphidius gifuensis, 2333 nucleotides long. It is a transcript of the gene Paip1, whose product is annotated as polyadenylate-binding protein-interacting protein 1. The transcript is spliced from 6 exons. The coding region runs from base 350 to 1822 and encodes 490 amino acids. NCBI's taxonomy places the organism in Eukaryota, Metazoa, Arthropoda, Insecta, Hymenoptera, Braconidae. Gene Ontology annotation, molecular function: RNA binding; translation activator activity; protein binding. Gene Ontology annotation, biological process: regulation of translational initiation. The record is from RefSeq and is a predicted model, not a curated record.